UCAUAGCUUCCUACCCUAUGGGACUCACGUGCACGACUCAAGAACGCCAACCAGAAAUUAAACCUGGCAAAUUGGUCGUAGGAGAGCCAAACACGGUUAUGAUCAACAAGACCGAUACUUGUAUUCUGUCAUCUUCCUAGGAUGUAUUGCGUUACUAGUUGAGGAUGAUGCUUGAUUGUCUUAUGAAAACAUCGGCUUUACUUUAUUGCUCCCUGGAGGGUGAGUCCAUUGUCUGGCUUCCCAUGCCUUUGGGAAGAAUUCUUUAGAGAGCCAAGAGGGGAAUGAUUUGAACAUGAAUGUCAAGGACAGUGGGAGGACCAGGAAGGUAAACCUAUUAACAUGGACAUACCCUGUGGUAGCGUGUAGUCAUUCAACUAUUCAAGAAUAUAAACCUGCAAUAGAUGCCAAUGGAACAUAUUGUCACGCAAAUCAAAUUCUUUGUACGACUAGUUUUUGCAGGACCGCACAGCCGGUGGAAUACUACAGACAGUUCUUGAAGGAAGAGGUAAGACCAGAUGGAAGAGAGCUAGGCGAAAUAAGAUCAACCAUUCUCAAUGUUGGGUCCAUCAGCACUGCCCAUGGAUCAGCUCUUGUUAAGCUUGGUAACACAACAGUAGUGUGUGGCAUCAAAGGGGAGUUUGCAUCCCCAACAGUUGAAGAGCCCAAGAAAGGAUACAUAGUUCCCAAUGUGGAUCUGCCACCGCUGUGUUCAUCUCGUUUUAAACCUGGUCCUCCAAGCAUCCAAGCUCAGGUUACAUCUCAAUUGGUAGCUGAUACUCUACUGAGCUCCAACAUCCUCAACUAUGAAGACCUUUGCAUCAAAGAAGGAAAUAUGGUAUGGGUUCUGUACUGUGAUAUGAUAUGUCUUGAUUAUGAUGGUAAUAUCAUUGAUGCCUGCCUGAUAGCCCUUCUAGCUGCUCUCAGAAAUGUGAGACUACCAGUGGUAACCAUCAAUGAAGACACAGGCCUGGCUGAGCUCUCGUCAACAGAAAACAAAUCAUUGGACAUUGUCAAUCAGUUUGCUGCCACUACAUUCUCUGUCUUUGAUGAUUCCAUCCUGCUGGUAGAUCCAACAGUAGAAGAAGAGGACCUAGCUACUGGAUUAAUGACCGUCAUUGUCAACCAAGAUGGAAGAAUAUGUAACAUACAUAAACCAGGAGGGUCACCCUUAUCCUCUGAUCAGAUUCAGGAUUGUAUUGGUCGAGCCCAGACUAGAGCUAAAGAGGUGUGCAGACUGAUUGAUGAUACAUUAGACAGCAUUGAGAGAUGACCUUAGUCGGAUUGAGCGUAUGGAUGUAGAUAAACCCAUGUUUUGGGAAAGAGACGGACAUAUAGGGGUGUUGCAAGAAAAUAUUUGCAAUCAAAUGCAAAUUUCAGUUGUAAAAUUUCGAGUGAUAGAUCAAUUUUGGAUAAAGUAAAUCGAUAGAGUUUGGAUGGUCCUUUUUUUCAGGACCAACACU
Molecule: messenger RNA, 1460 nt
Organism: Lytechinus variegatus (green sea urchin)
Lineage: Eukaryota; Metazoa; Echinodermata; Echinoidea; Temnopleuroida; Toxopneustidae
Gene: exosc8
Product: exosome complex component RRP43-like
Exons: 11
Coding region: 293-1270 (325 amino acids)
Biological process (GO): nuclear polyadenylation-dependent rRNA catabolic process; nuclear polyadenylation-dependent mRNA catabolic process; exonucleolytic trimming to generate mature 3'-end of 5.8S rRNA from tricistronic rRNA transcript (SSU-rRNA, 5.8S rRNA, LSU-rRNA)
Cellular component (GO): nuclear exosome (RNase complex); cytoplasmic exosome (RNase complex)
Source: RefSeq, a predicted model, not a curated record